Messenger RNA from Cokeromyces recurvatus, 1464 nucleotides. Its product is annotated as major facilitator superfamily domain-containing protein. Lineage: Eukaryota; Fungi; Mucoromycota; Mucoromycetes; Mucorales; Mucoraceae. Bases 1 to 1464 code for a protein of 487 amino acids. The record is from RefSeq and is a predicted model, not a curated record. Gene Ontology annotation, biological process: transmembrane transport. Gene Ontology annotation, cellular component: membrane. The transcript has 10 exons. Gene Ontology annotation, molecular function: transmembrane transporter activity.
AUGCGACAAUCAUAUAAUACUUCUUUACCUGUAAUUCAAAGCAGAGAUGACGUAUUAUUUAAAAGUGAUAUUUUAAAAGAAGAGAAAAAGGACGACGAUUCCGGUUUCUCAUAUUCAUCCUUAAGCAGUAACCAGUCUCAUUCUAAUAAUGGAGAUAAAGCUAUAAAUCCUCAUUACAAUGAACAAGAAAAAAAGCUAGUUAGAAAAUUAGAUUUACGUAUUAUGCCAUUAUUUUGUUUAUUUUAUUUUGCAGAUAUUCUGGACCGAGCUAACAUUGGAAAUGCCACACUGGCAGGCCUUCAGACUGAUUUAAAGAUGUCUUCAUCUGAACUUAGUACUACAAUUUCAGCGUUCUUUAUAACCUAUAUUAUUUUUGAAAUACCUUCCAAUAUUAUUCUAAAGAAAGUAAAUGCUGCAAAAUGGCUAUCUUUUAUCAUGCUCGUUUGGGGUUUAGCUACUUUAUUAGCAGCUUUUGUUACUAAUUUUACAGGACUACUGAUUGUUAGACUUAUUUUAGGAGCUGCAGAAAGUGGGUAUAUUCCUGGUAUUUUAUUCUUGAUGUCACAGUUUUAUACACCAAAGGAGUAUGGUUUUCGUGUAAGUAUUUUAUUAACCAUGGCUACUCUUUCCGGUCUAUUAUCUGGACCCCUUAUGUAUGCGAUGUCUUACUUUGACGGCAAACAUGGUCUUCAUGACUGGCAAUAUUUAUUUAUAUUUGAGGGCAUACCUACCAUACUACUUUCAUUUAUAUCUUAUAUAUUCUUGUUUGAUGAUCUUCAGAAAGUCAAAUGGUUAUCUGAUGAACAAAAACUACUCCAAACUAUUAGAAUGACUACACAUCAAAAACUAGAUCUUCAAGCGGUAAACUCUACUGUCAAUCUAACUACAUUUAAAAUUGUACUAUUCGAUUGGAAAACGUGGGCAUUUGCAUUCGUUUUUUUAUUGAACUCUAUCAAUAUGACAAGUAUUACUGUAUUUGCACCAACAUUAAUUGAUGGGUUUGGCUUUACAACAUUAAAUUCUCAAUUAUUGACAGCACCACCUUGUGCGGUCGCUACUGUUAGUGUUUUAUUAGGUGGAUAUUUAACAGGACGGUAUAAUAAAAGAUCUCCCUUAUUAUUUGCAGGCUCCAUUAUUAUAGCUAUUGGUUAUCUAUGCCUUUUAAUUCUUCGAGAUAAACUGGCAUUAUACGGGACUUUAUUUUUAAUCCCCACGGGGAUUGGUAUACAAGCUGCUGCUGCUAUUGGAUGGUCUGCUAUAAAUUAUCCUGAUUUAACUGUUCGAGCUAUUGCAGUAGCCUUUGUACUUAUGAUAGGAAACCUUGUUUUUGGCCUAGUAUUCAAUUUAGUAACAGCACUUAUCUCUGCUUUCUUGUCAUCUAUGACUGGCUUUUUAUUAUACAGAGAAAACUGCCGUCUUAGUAAACAUCCCAAUGAAAAAGAACAUUUCAGAUACUUUUAUUAA